AUGUUCCCGCAUAAAACAGUUUGUGUAACGCAACCUGAGCAUUCGCGACAAGCAGACGUCUUCGUCGUCGUGGAAUUGAGGAACCCCCUGCAGACUUCACCUGGAGAACCAGCAUCGUCAGCCCGGCUUACGCUACACGACAGCAAAACAAAUCUCACCUCGUCUCUGCUAUUUUAUCCCAAGUCGGAAAAAGGAAACACCGCAUUCGGAAUGAGUCCCGUAGCCAUCGUAGUGCAGAUGAUACCGUGGGAAGUUCGAACGCGUGAGGGCACGCUUUUUCACCCCCCGGAGGAGUUACGCAUAAUAAGACACCGUCAAGUCGCCACGCGCGCACUUUCCGACGCGCAUGUCAACAGCGAGCUGGCAACCGGACCCGACACGUGGACACGCGCUUCCGCUCCACGACAGCCGCCAAUAUAA
This is a messenger RNA of Anopheles stephensi (Asian malaria mosquito), 420 nucleotides long. RefSeq lists its product as uncharacterized. NCBI's taxonomy places the organism in Eukaryota, Metazoa, Arthropoda, Insecta, Diptera, Culicidae. The record is from RefSeq and is a predicted model, not a curated record. The transcript is spliced from 3 exons. The coding region runs from base 1 to 420 and encodes 139 amino acids.